This is a messenger RNA of Penicillium coprophilum, 1548 nucleotides long. RefSeq lists its product as uncharacterized. The transcript is spliced from 4 exons. Gene Ontology annotation, biological process: transmembrane transport. The coding region runs from base 1 to 1548 and encodes 515 amino acids. Lineage: Eukaryota; Fungi; Ascomycota; Eurotiomycetes; Eurotiales; Aspergillaceae. The record is from RefSeq and is a predicted model, not a curated record. Gene Ontology annotation, molecular function: transmembrane transporter activity. Gene Ontology annotation, cellular component: plasma membrane; fungal-type vacuole membrane.
AUGAAGCCCGAAGAUGUCGAAAAAGCCCACAGCUCGCCCACCGUUGAGACUUUGAGUCUUCACCUCAACAAAAGCGCUUCUCAUAGCUCCUCUUCCGAUACAUAUCUCGCAAAGCCUGACCCCGUGCCGCAAACAAGAUGUCAACGAUGGAUCGCAAGCUUGAAAAAUAUGGAGAGUCGUGGCAUUGAGCCCAUUUCUAUCGAAAAUCGAGAGCCAAUAACACCUUCAACCAUACUGCAUAUGCUGCUGAUGUGGUUUAGUAUGACAUUGGCUACGAAUAACAUCAUUGUUGGAUCCAUGGGUACACUCGUGUUAGGCCUCAGCUUCAGGGACGCAGCUCUCUGUGCUGUAUUUGGAUGUUUAGCCGGCAAUUUCACUGUUGGGUUUAUCAGUAUAUGGGGACCCAAAAGUGGAAACCGAACUUUGAUCGUGGCCCGAUAUUUCAUGGGCUAUUAUCCUAGCAAAGUUUGCAUUAUCCUGAACCUUUUCACCAAUAUCGGAUAUAGCAUGGUAAACAGCGUGGUCGGUGGCCAGAUUUUAUCUGUGGUCUCUGGUGGCCAUCUUUCCGUGAUUGUGGGCAUUAUCAUUGUCGCCGUUUCCAGCUGGGCUAUGGCUGUCUUUGGCAUGAAAAUCUUCCAGCUAUAUGAACGUGUUGCCUGGUUGCCGCAGCUGUUAGUGAUAUGCGUGAUGAUUGGUUCCGCAGGGCCUCAUUUCGACUUCGACAUCCAGACACCAAUGUCAAGAGAGAACUUGAUUGCCAAAAGACUCACCUUUUUCUCCCUGGCAUUGUCCAUUGCCCUCGCCUGGGCCCCACUCGCCGCUGAUUACUAUGUCUAUCUCCCGCCGCAGAUGAAGAGCUCCCGGACAUUCCUGGUCACAGUCUUCGCCGCCACGAAUGGCAUGUCAGUUGUCCUCCUUAUGGGCGUUGGUCUUGGAACCGUCAUUGCUAGCUCGGCACAUUACGCGACCAAAUACGGCACCACUCCGGGAGGCGUGCUGAUGACGGCUUAUGAUGGUCUCGGAGGGUUCGGCAAAUUCUGUGCCGUUAUCAACGUCCUCGCCUUGGUUGCCAAUAACACCCCUGGGGCAUACUCGAUGGGAAUGAAUUUCCAGAUGAUUGGCGGGAGAUUUGGAAAGGUUCCUCGACCGAUCUCAACAACUCUCGCUACGGUUGUCUAUGCCGCAUGCGCGAUGGGAGGCCGGGACCGGCUGUACGAGGUCUUCAAAUCUUUCCUGCCUUUGAUCGGGUACUGGGUCAUGAUGUUCGUUGUGAUUGUCUUUGAAGAGCAUACGAUCUUUCGCCGGAAUAGAGGGUAUGACUGGUCUAAGUGGAACUGUCGCGAUGAACUGCCUUUGGGGAUUGCAGCGGCGGUUGCUUUCCUUAUUGGAUGGGCUGGUGCGAUUGUUGGAAUGUCCCAAGGGUAUUACAUCGGCCCCAUCGCGCAGAUGGCUGGCGGAGCUGAUCUGGGUCUAUGGUUGGGUGCGGGCUUCACUGCGAUGUUUUUCCCGCCGCUACGGGCAUUAGAGCUCAAAUUCUUUGCCCGCUAA